This is a messenger RNA of Aspergillus japonicus CBS 114.51, 2116 nucleotides long. Its product is annotated as Zn(II)2Cys6 transcription factor. Bases 1 to 1956 code for a protein of 651 amino acids. Gene Ontology annotation, cellular component: nucleus. Lineage: Eukaryota; Fungi; Ascomycota; Eurotiomycetes; Eurotiales; Aspergillaceae. Gene Ontology annotation, biological process: positive regulation of transcription by RNA polymerase II. Gene Ontology annotation, molecular function: transcription cis-regulatory region binding; DNA-binding transcription factor activity, RNA polymerase II-specific; zinc ion binding. The record is from RefSeq and is a predicted model, not a curated record. The transcript is spliced from 3 exons.
AUGGCUGCAAUACAGGGCUCAUGUCACAACUGUCGGGCGCGAAAGGUGCGAUGCGACCGAAACAGACCCCGGUGUCUCUCCUGUCAGAUGCGGGGUGUUGAUUGCCAGAUACCGGCAGCUUCACCGCGGAUACUCUGGCUGCGGCCGCGAAAUGCUGCUCAUGGCGAGGGUGACGUGGAGGAGUUGCAUGCGCGGCGACGGCCUCAUUUCACAGAAUACCAACUCAGUUGCAAUGCUGCCGAUCUGGUAUGCAUCUUGGGAGGCGUAUCGAUAGCUGCGGCCCUGGUUGAGCUAGACCAACAGGUUGCUAGCCUCCAAGGUAAUGAAGUCACGUCCAUUGGACCUUUCCAUGCAUUUCGGUUCAUGGACGACAUCUCCUCGCCUCAACCUGAGGCGCAGUCGGACACCAGUGCCUUUGCAGGCCUGAACCCGGCAACAUCAGAGGCAAUGUAUGGACUACCAGACGAUCUAGUCUCAACUCCCCAAAUUCUAGCACAGAUCAAUACCCUCGUCUAUACCCACUCAGCUUCGGACUCAUCCCCAUUCACAUUCCCCUUGAAUAUACCACUUGCGCGAAGAACACCAGAAGACCUGGUCGACUUCACGGCCCCCAGCGCAAAACUCCUCCUGGAUCACUACCGCCACACUAUUAUCAAUUAUCUGGCCCCAGCACGUGUGAAGUCCAAAUCCCCUUGGAAGAAAGUCUACAUUCCUAGCGUGCUCAGCGCUAUCGGUGAGAUCCUCCUCCAGGGGGACAGUAGCAACGCGAGAGUGUCCCUUCUCUUCUCGGUCCUUGCGAUUAGUGCCUUUAGUCUAGACGGAAAGAUGCUACUAGAAGAUGAGUACGGCUACCAUGCAAGCGCCCACCUCCUGGGAAAAAUGUAUCGUGCAAGAGCUACUGCACGCUUGAAGCAAUCACUAAGGGACCUGUCCGCGCGCGGUUCGAAGAAAGAUAAGUAUAAGGAUAUUCUCAUGGCACUUCUGAGUAUGGUGACUAUAUGUAUAGUCAGCGGCGACAUGAACAACGCAGCGCACUAUUUACGCGACAUCGAGCAGAUCAUCCACCGGUACGGAACGCGCAAAGUCGCCCGAUCGGCGAAAGUGCGCAUGCUGCACAGCAUCUACCUAUACACGCGUGUAUUGACGGAGCGGUCGUGCUUCGACAAACUAGACUUGAAUGCUACAGCGCGUGACGCUGAGAAGCCCUUCAGCCCCAUCGCGCCCUCACUGCAGGUUUCCACGCUGGACUACAUGGUGGGGCCUACCUACGUACCUGCUGCAAAUAAUUGGAUACGGGACCUGGAGGAUCCUAAUCUGGAGUUCCGGUCCCCUUUCGAGGACAUCUACUCUUUACCGCAGUCGUUGUUUGAGCUCAUCGCCGCGACAACCCGAUUAGCAUCCAGUUUGAGAAGAUCGACCAUGCGCGAGUCUUCAGAGCCAGUACACCACAGUGUGCUUCUCGCGAGUAUCAGAAACCUGGAGACUCGAAUCUGCAGCUGGGAGUACGGCACAGAAAAUAUCAAUAGUGCGGCACCCAGGCCCCCGAGGGAGCGCUCCCCGUACCACCUCGUCCAGGCGGUCCAUAAAGCCCUAAUCAUCCACUUCCGCCGGGCCAUCCGGAACGCCAACGCAACCAUCCUCCAACCGUAUGUCCGCGACGUGAUGCUGCAUCUGCUAGCAUACGACGACUGCAGGCACAGGAUUAAUGACGAAUCGGCAGAUACCUGCUGGCCCGCGUUCAUGGCUGGCUGUGAAGCGCUGGACCCUCGACUCCAGGAAAAGUUCGCCCAGUGGCUGCAUAUCGCAGCACAGACGACUGGGAUCCGUAUGUACAGUGUAGCGCUUGAGGCAAUGCGGCAGGUCUGGGAUGCGCGGAGGCGUCCUGGAAGGCAGGAUGCGGCUUGGUCCCAGGUGCUGUUUGAUUCCAGUGAUCUGAGGGUGUUGGUGCUGAGCUGAGAGCCUGAGGGAGCUUCUUGUAUGACAAAAGUAUCUUGAUAAGCCCGUACUUUUUAUUUGUUCUCAUUGGUCAUUUGCAAUCAGCUUAGCGCGGAGGAACAUCGACAUCAAGGGACAGUUUGAUCCACAGCGACAUGACUGGCCCCUAGGACCGAGACAA